Molecule: messenger RNA, 1863 nt
Organism: Styela clava
Lineage: Eukaryota; Metazoa; Chordata; Ascidiacea; Stolidobranchia; Styelidae
Product: sperm microtubule associated protein 2-like
Biological process (GO): spermatogenesis
Source: RefSeq, a predicted model, not a curated record
UUAAACAAAUUUUUACACUAUGUGUUAAAAAUCUUUGAACUGUGAAGGGUUCAUCACCAAGGAAACGCACGCGGCAUCUGAAAAAAAAAUAGCGGAUUCAGGUGAAAGUGCUGAAGUGGGCUCUCGCCACUGAUAAAGUAAAAGCAUAAAAAUGGCAACAGCUGUGGACAGCUCAGAAAAAAGAUCCUCUGUCAGUGGCAGCGAAAGUAAUGUAAAACGAAAGGUAAAAUAUUCUGAGGACCGACUGAACAUUUUGGCUCAAUUUAAAAAGACUCCACCUGGAUUUUUAGAAGACAGAAGAUCGGUUUACUGGGUUGAUAAAGUUCCACCGAGCGCACCAACAGUAUUUGCUCUUACAAAAAGACAGCAAGAACUUGUAAAAAGCAAAGAAUAUCAUCCGGAUUUCAAGCCAGACAGACCAAGUUCAAUAUGGAAAGUUUCCAGUGGAGCAUUGAGUCGAAAUCCAACUCCAAGAUUAAAUGAACUGUCCCAAUCGAAACCUUUUCAUCCAAAUUGGGUCGCUAUGAAAUCAGCUUAUUCAAUAGUACCAUAUGGUGCAUUACAUAACAAGCCUUCAGAACGAUUAAACACCCUAUCACAAGCAAAAGAAUACAAACCACUUCCAAUCAGAUCAGACAGUCAAUGGGAUUGGGGAGAAUGGGUUUCAACCAUACCUCCUGCUGCAAAAACACAUAUCGCCUCUGCAAGAUUGGAGCAACUCGCUGAAUCAAAACCGAGUCCCAAUAGCUACAUGGGAAAUAGAUCGGUCAUCUGGCCUGUUGCUCCAAAUGUAAUGCAAGUCCAGGCCACAACGAGAGUUCAGCAAUUAGCUCGCCCAAAAACGAGACAGGCUCUUGAUCAAGAUUACGAUCCUUACAGAGUAUCAUUUGCAGCUAGAAUGGCUGUGCCCUCACCCCGAGUUGUAGACUUAGCUCUUCCAAUACCAAGAAAAGUAAGACCGAAAAAAGUAUGAAUUCAAAAGAGAUUAACUUCUAGCUGAACUAAUUGUAAACCUUGGACAUCAAGAAAAAAUAUACAUUACUCAUAUUUAAAAUUAGUUGAUGCCCUAUUCACUGCGACUUCAAUGUAUUUUGGUAAACCUGAUAAAUUUUUUUAUUUUUCCGAUACUUUUCAAAUACGCGCUGUGGUUUCAUAAUCUAAUACAAUAUCUUAAUUUUCUGUUAUUAUCAUCAUAUACUACUCGGUCUUGAUUAUUUUAAGCUUGCUGAAUUCAUUCAUUCACUCAAAAGUGUUUUAUACAUUUGACAAAUGCCUUUUUUUGUUUAAUAUGGCCAAAAGAGAUUUCUUUAUUACUCCAAUGCUGUUCACAUACACAAUUAACAUGGGAGCCAACACCACAGAGAUUGUGCUAAAUUUAACUAUUUUUCCAUAAAAGUGUUUCAAGAUUGCCUAUUUGCCUACAUCAUGUGAUGACUUUUUACCUGCUUCAAGCUAUUUUUUAAAUGAGAUUAUACAGUGUUUUAUUUGUAACUGAUUUGCUUGCCAUCUGAGAUGACAUUUACCUAAGUUUGCCAUUUAUAAAAUGAUUGCCAAUUUUCCUAGUGCCAUAAUAUAUAGGGAUGUCCAUAUUUUAAUAAUAGAAAUGGUUUAACUUUGUGCACCAAAAUUUAACAUAAAUCAGGAUCCUGAAAAUAUCGAUUAUUCAAACUGAAAUUGCUGGACAUCCCUAGCCAUAACCAGCUUACCUAUUGUUUUAUUAUAUUUUUUUUGAAAUCUAAAAGCAAAAGUACAUUUUAAGAAGUUUAUUAUUUCUCUUCCUAAGCAUUAUUUUUGUAUCAACUUCUACCAGUCAAUACUAUUGUUUGUGUAACAGUUUCAGAAUAUGAAAUAAUAAUAAUUUUG